ACGAAUCGAUGUUUCGAAGAACUAGCAAUCCGGCCGACCAAAUGUCGAGCGGUAUUCCACCGAACUCCUCCUUUUUUCUCAGGUCGAGUACCGUCACUGGCGAAACAAUUUUUUGCUGGCGAGGAUAGGGCACUAAAUGUCAACAAAAGAAAAUUCAGUACGUUUUGACAGUUGUGUACCCAACAGUGUUUGGGGAUGAGAACAUACAAUUAAUAUUAAGAGACCCAACAUGUUUGGGAACGAGAACAAAGGGAAUCGCAGCGACAAUUUUUCUCUAUGGUUAUUGAAUUUAUUGCGUUGACGGCUGAGAAGCUUUAAACACGUUUUCAACAAAACAUUGUAUGAGCUUCUUCUUUGUGGUAUAAGCAAGCUUUGACUAUUAACAUUAAGAUUUUUUUCAAGACUUGUCACUUUUGCAAGAACUAGACACUUCAUGUUGAACAUAUUGAUGAAACAUGUCGUUUAUUGCUAAAAAUACCUUUUUGUGGCAAAAACUAGCUGUUAAUUUAAAUCAAAUUGUGACCGUCGACGAUAUGGUUCAUUUUCUUCAGGAAGGAGUCAAAAUUCUUUACCUCCAAUUUGGCUUGCACACAAAAGAAGAAAACCGAAAUAUAUUGGACAUGGCAAACCUAGCGAUUGAAAUAUUUUCAAGCGUAACGAACCCUUGGAAACCUGUUAUUGGAAUCGCAUGCGAGCUAAGUGGUAAAGGUUGUCGCUUGAAAUUUGAACGGUAUCAGGACCCGAUAAAAGUAACUACCGGACAAAAGUUGUAUCUGACAUCUGAUAUGAAGUACGAGGACAAAGCAGUGGAAGGUAUAAUAUUCGUUACAAACUUUGAAGCCCAAACAGCAAUGUUGAAAAUAGGCGACGUUUUGACCAUCAAUAACAUUCAAUUGAAAGUAUGCAAAAUUAAUGGAAAAUUUGUGCAAUGCUGUGUGAAUCCUAACGAUAAUAUCGAAAUCCCUAUGUUAAUCCAUCCGUAUGACCGAGUAACACUGACUACUGUGAAUGGCAACACAGCUUUAACCAAUAUUGACACAGAAGAAUGCUUGCUAGCACUAUGCAUGAAUUGUCACUACAUCGUCAUACCGGACGUCGAUAACCAUACGAUAAUACAUGCUGUUGAUGAACUCAUUCAGUCUCAUCAGGCUUGUGAUCGAACAAUCCGCACUAUUGCUAGAAUUUCACCAGAAGUUCGUGAACCUUGUGUUAAACAUUUGAUUCAACACGUGGCAGGAUGCAUUUCAGUGGACUUCGAAAUCGUGAGACAAUGUAAAGACAAUUGCAAAUCAGUUUUGUAUGAAAUUUCAGAUAUGGAUCAACUGCCCGAUGAAGAAACUUUCCAUCUUAUUGAUGUUUUCAUCAUAAAGCCUGAAAUAAUAGAAGAAUUUCAAUUCAGUCUUAGAGAGUUGAAUCAAAGAGCAAUUCGUUCACUUGCCGAACAACCCUUGCCAUUGGAACAAGGACAUCGUGCUAUAUGCCAAUGCAUCGAAUAUGCCUGCGCGAACUGCAAGGCUAAUGCCAUCCUUCUUUGCACAACAACAAGCUUGUGUGAAGCAGAAAAACUAUCCAGACGAAAAUUACCCUGUCCGAUGCUCGUGACAACCGACAACGAAGAAGCAUUGUACUUUCUUUUGCUGCGAAAAUACUGUUUCCCAGUUUGUAUAUCAGAAGAUAUGAAAUCCAUUCGACAAAUUAUUAAGUAUGCGACGAUUUAUGGACGGAAAUUUGAAUUUUUGAAGCCUGGCAAUUUCCUCGUAACUGGUUUUGGUGAGCACCUUGUGCAAGGUUUAGAAUUGCGUUACGUGCCAGAUGAUUUUAUUUCUGGGGAGCAAUAAAACAAAAUUGAAAUACCUUUGUGAACAAGUUUAUUUGUAUUUAAAAAAAAAAUUCCUAGUAAUAAGCGCAACUAGCUCAGCUCAACUGGCAACAAAAAUCACAAAACGAACAAAUGAAAACGAACGACUU
Armigeres subalbatus is the source of this 1968-nucleotide messenger RNA. RefSeq lists its product as uncharacterized. Gene Ontology annotation, molecular function: potassium ion binding; pyruvate kinase activity; magnesium ion binding. Gene Ontology annotation, cellular component: cytoplasm. NCBI's taxonomy places the organism in Eukaryota, Metazoa, Arthropoda, Insecta, Diptera, Culicidae. The transcript is spliced from 2 exons. The coding region runs from base 456 to 1838 and encodes 460 amino acids. The record is from RefSeq and is a predicted model, not a curated record. Gene Ontology annotation, biological process: glycolytic process.